AUGAAGUUCCUGUCAAUCUCCGCCGCCAUCGGAGCAUUCCUUCUAUCCUCCCUCGCCCACGCAGAUAUCUCCAAAAUCGUCCGCGUCGACCAAGCCAGCCAACAGUUCAUUGAUGCCCAAGGUCGAUCCCGCCAUUUCCAUGGAACCAACAUGGUCAAGAAAAAGUUCCCCUGGCACGCGGACAUCAACAACUUUGUUGCGGGGUAUUCUCUUGUGGAUAGGGAUAUCCAGUACCUCAAGGAUUUGAACAUCAAUGUCAUUCGUCUCGGUGUACAUUGGGCGGGUGUGGAGCCAGUCCGUGGGCAGUACAACCAGACCUACCUGGAUAUCACCAACACCAUCAUCCAGAGACUGCAGGACAAUGGAAUCUAUACCCUCGUCGACCAGCAUCAAGACGUCUUGGCCGCCCAAACCUGCGGCCACGGCGUUCCUCUCUGGUUCGUGAAGCCAGACUGGGUAGAACCAGCCCACAGGAUGCCCUACCCGCAAAAGGCUCCCUUCGCCGUCGACGCCAAUGGUGUCCCCUCCGACGCCGACUGCAAUUCGAUCGACUGGGCCACUUCCUACUUGGACUAUGCUGUCGGAAAUGCAUUCGGUCGUCUCUAUAACAACUAUGAUAACCUCGGCGAUGCCUGGGCUGCUUACUGGAAGGUUGUUGCGUCCAAGUAUAUGAACUUUCCAGGUGUUAUGGGUUACGACCUCAUGAACGAGCCAUGGGUGGGUGACCAUAUGGCAGACCCAACACUCCUCGUACCCGGAGUAGCAGACCACAAAAAUAUGGAAGCCCUCUGGAACAAGGGCAACGCCGCCAUCCGCACCGUCGACCCAACAACCAUCGUCAUGUUCGAGGGUUCAACCUACGACAUCCUCUCGGGCUUCAACAACGUCCCUGGUGGGGAUGGCUCCAAAACCGCUCAAUCGUACCAUUAUUACAACCCUCCACAACUCGGAUCCAUCGAGACGACCAUCACCAACCGGAUCAAAGACAAUAACCGUCUCAAGACCACGGGUAUGCUGACAGAGUUUGAGAUCUGGGAUGAGAGUCCUGCGGGGGUCGCCAAGUCGCUCGAGAUUGCUGUCCAGGCUGAUCGGUACCUCCAGUCCUGGGCCGCCUGGUCGUAUGAAGAGCUGUUGAAUUGGACGACGGGUGAGCCGUCCCCUGAACUAUCGCUCAUUUAUGCGCGUUCUUAUGCCGAGGCGACGGCAGGUGUGACAAAGACGUCGUACUUUGAGGACUAUACUGGAAAGUACUGGGUGUCCUGGGCUGCCAACACGGCGAUUACUGCCCCUGGUCUGAUUCGCAUCUCGCAAAAGGCUUACUACCCUGACGGCAUCCGUGUCAUCUCCAACCCUCCUGAGGCGAUCACGCAUACUAUGGAGAACGAUGGUGUAGUGCAGUUGCAUUACACCAGUGCUGCGGUCAAUGGUCAGGUUAUCUUGUCGAGUGUCCAGCCCUUCUACCCUACCGGUGUUCUCAAGAACUCUGCCUCUGGCGGCAAGUGCAUCGACAUCUACCAGGGCACCCUCAAUGCCAACAACCCAAUUGCCCUGUACACAUGCGGCCCCUCCUGGAACCAAGUCUGGAAAUUCAAAGAAGGCACCAUCCAACUAGCAUUCGACCAAUCCCACAAGUCGAACGCCUACUGCCUCGACACCCAACAAGUCGCCCCUACCGACAAGUCCCUCAACAUCGUCCUCAACCCCUGUGUUGCCAACAAGGCCUCCCAACAAUGGACCACGAACGCUGCAGGCAACAUUGUCAACACUGCUUCCGGAUACUGUGUGGAUAUCAAUGCGUCGAAUUAUAAGGAUGGGACCAAGUUGCUGGGGUACACUUGUGGGAACGCUCAGGCGAAUCAGGUUUGGGCGUUGCCUAAUGGCACCAAUGGUGUCUGGCAAGUCAAGCUUUGA
Messenger RNA from Linnemannia hyalina, 1911 nucleotides. The record is from the annotation of a GenBank genome assembly. NCBI's taxonomy places the organism in Eukaryota, Fungi, Mortierellomycota, Mortierellomycetes, Mortierellales, Mortierellaceae.